Columba livia (rock pigeon) is the source of this 2576-nucleotide messenger RNA. RefSeq names its product family with sequence similarity 8 member A1 (gene FAM8A1). The transcript has 5 exons. The record is from RefSeq and is a predicted model, not a curated record. The coding region runs from base 49 to 1170 and encodes 373 amino acids. Lineage: Eukaryota; Metazoa; Chordata; Aves; Columbiformes; Columbidae.
CCACCCCAGCGCCUGCGCGCUGAGCGCGGACGAUCAGUGUCAGAGGGGAUGGACGAGACGGCGGAGCCCGGCGCGGGCCGGGCCAGCGCUGAGGCGGCAGCGAUGGCGGAGGGCGACAGCGAGAGAAGCAAUGGUGUCGCCGAAGGGGAGGCCGCCGCCGCCGCCACUGCUGCUGCUGCAUCGUCAGCGCCGUGCUCCCCUCUGGCGGCCACUGGGGGCGAGGGCGGCGGCGCGAAGCCGCUGAGCGCGGCGGAGUACGCGCGGCGUGUGCACCAGUGGCUCUGGGACUCGUACUGCGGGUACCUCAGCUGGCAGGGCUGCCUGCCCGCCCUCCUCGCCGCCGCCUCCGCCGCGCCGCCCUGCGCCGCCGGCCCCCCUCGCGUCCCCGCGCCGCCGCCACCGGUCUCCCCACCGCCGGGAGCGGCCGCCGCUGCUGCCUACUACAGCCCCUUCUACCUCUUCGCUCCGGCGCCGGCCCACACAGCCACCGCCGGGCCGGGGCCCCGCGCCGCCGCAGCCGUCCCCACCCCGGCUUGGCCGGCAGCGGCGGGCAGAUUGGCCUCCGUGCCCAGGGCGGCCUCCGGCAGCGCCACCGGGACCAGCGGCAGCGGCGCCCCCAGGGAGACGGGGCGGCCGGCAGGUCGGGAGUUCAUUAUCCCUUCGCUGGCACACAGGUUCAUAGCAGAGAUGGUGGAUUUUUUUAUUCUCUUCUUUAUAAAGGCAACCAUUGUUUUAAGUAUUAUGCACCUCAGUGGAAUAAAGGACAUCUCUAAAUUUGCCAUGCAUUACAUCAUAGAAGAAAUAGAUGAAGAUACGUCCAUGGAAGAUUUGCAGAAAAUGAUGAUAGUAGCUCUCAUCUACAGGUUAUUAGUCUGCUUCUAUGAGAUAAUCUGUAUUUGGGGAGCAGGUGGAGCAACCCCAGGGAAGUUCUUGCUUGGACUGCGAGUUGUGACGUGUGAUACAUCUGUGCUAAUUGCACCCAGCCGUGUGUUAGUCAUUCCAUCCUCUAAUGUCAGUAUGACAACGUCCACAAUACGAGCUUUGAUCAAGAAUUUUUCUAUUGCUUCAUUUUUUCCUGCAUUCAUUACACUGCUGUUUUUCCAGCAUAACAGAACAGCCUAUGAUAUUGUAGCAGGAACUAUUGUGGUAAGAAGAAAUGGAGUGAGAUGAUACCAAAAGAUGAGAUUUCCAGACUGGUUUUUAACAUCCCCUUCCCCCCCCAGUGAACAAAGAACUACCCCAAAACUGAAAUUGAGGUGUCUAUCAGAAUCUUUUACCCAAAUGAAAUGGGAACUGGUUCAGAAGCUGAUGUUCUGCUCCAGGAUGAUGCCAGCAGCUACCUUCGAAGUAUUUGAGUUUUCAUGAAUGACAAAGAAGUCUGUGAGAAACAAUACGUAUUGCAUCUGGAAGUAUUAACCUCCGACUGAUGAGAAGGAAAGUGACUGUAUGAACUGCAGAAAGGAGCUGUUUCGUUCAUCAGUCUGUGGAAAGCAGAUACCUAGAAAUACUUCACCUAAAAAGGAAUGUCGUUCCUACAGUUUUGGAUGUUGGCAGGUAACUAGAAAAUCAAGUUGUUUUCCAAGCAGUUGCCCAAGUCAUUUGAUAAACUCUGAGGAGAAGAGAACUGCAGUAUUAGAAAGUAAGGCAAAUGAUGUUAAUUGCCAUGUGUGUUAGAAGAACUGAGCAGUGUUUAUCAUGUCCCUUAUUAUUGCUUCACAGAUCAUAUUCCCUCACCUCUUUAAGUAUUUUAUCAGAACAUUAAUGUGAAGAGGUUUUUGCAUGAUUGUCUCAAGCAUUAUCACUUAUUUCACAUAUCAAAGCUAAUAAAAAAGGGGUGAAAUAAUAGCUGCUUUUUCUCUGGGAAGGGUGUGUUACAAUGCAGUGUUAGUGAAUUAGUGUGUGUAAAUAAUUUUGGAGCUGUGAACAGUACAGAUCAUGCUAAUGAAAGGUAACUCUUUUGCAUCUCUUUGGGGUGAAAGCACUUGUUUGUUUCUUGCAUAUGAUACCAAGCAAAACAACUGACUGUGUUUCAGGAGCAUGCAGAAAACACAAACUGUGUUCUGGGUGUAAAUCUACAAAAGUACAAAUACUGGUUAUUUUCACUUUAUAAUUCUGGCUAAUUGUUUGUAUAUUCAGAAUAACUUAAAUACUGAAUAAAGAAGCUUAAUAUUUUGCAUGACUACAUAGCUUUGAUAAUAAUAUGUUUAUUCUCAUGUUGUUAGUAUCUUGAGAAAGGAAUAUAAACAGUAAUGGGAAUGUUGUAUUAAAAUUUGAGUUUAGAAUUCUUCCAGGGCCUAGUUUUCCUCUGUUCCUCCCUUGGGUGUAACUUGCCAGUCAGUGGCUGAAAUUCUUACCCUACAUUCAGUUUUGGACAAGGGUUUGGCUGAUUUUUUUAGAAGUCGAAAGUGUAUCUGUCAAAAUACCUCAUCAUUUUGAGGGUUACUGUUGUUUUACACUAAUAAUUUACUCUUUGGCAUCUUAAAUGUACCAUGUUACUGACAUGCAUCACUGAAAUAAAAAUGUCUAAGCUAUAACUGAUGAUAAGCAGGCCUGAAUAAAGCAGCCUUUUGAGUGAA